Molecule: messenger RNA, 535 nt
Organism: Oncorhynchus tshawytscha (Chinook salmon)
Lineage: Eukaryota; Metazoa; Chordata; Actinopteri; Salmoniformes; Salmonidae
Product: galactose-specific lectin nattectin-like
Exons: 4
Coding region: 1-339 (112 amino acids)
Molecular function (GO): signaling receptor activity
Source: RefSeq, a predicted model, not a curated record
AUGACUUUGCGCUUGGGAGGAAACCUGGCAUCAGUGCACAGCCUUCCCCAGUAUCGUUUCCUUCAGUCUGUCAUCAGGAAGAGUACCAGGAAAGUUCAGCGCACCUGGAUAGGAGCCAACGAUGCCAUCAAGGAGGGUCUCUGGCUGUGGAGCGACGGGUCCAGGUUUAACUACCAGAACUGGGGCCCGGGUCAACCCUCUAACUAUAACCAUGGUGUUAUUAAGGACAACACGAACGGUCGGGAGCAUUGCAUGGAGAUGAACUAUGGAGCUUCUCGCUGCCAGAACGAUGCCCCUUGCUGGUUUACAUUUCCCUUCCUGUGUUCCAGAAAGUUGUGAUGUCCACAUUUUGGGAGAGACGACAUUGGAGAAGCUCUCUAAAGAUGAGAUUGUUUUAAAUAAAGACACCAUCUGCAAUGUUACCCUUCGUUCAGUGGUCAUUUAUACAAAACACCAGCUGGAUCCAACUAUUAAACUCUGUAGUGUGAAGUAAAUAACAUCUUUGGUAAAAUAAACUUUAAACAGUUGCUUCUCA